AUGUCCUGCUCUGCCGACAUCCGCUACGUGACGGAAGAAAGCUCGGCGAAGAUUAAUCGGGGUCGCAGGGUGAAAAAGGCCAAAUCAUCAACCAGCCUAGAUCAUAUCGUUAAAAAGGCCUGCUCCGGAAGUCGCGUUCCUUCGGCUCCUUCUCGUGGUGGUCUGACAGACAAGGGCAGAAAAUCCGCUGUGGCUUUUUCUGAGUCCAACCGAGGCAAGAAGGCAGGCAGAAUCAAGAAAGAUAAGCCGAAGCCAUCCACGAGCAAUUAA
This is a messenger RNA of Protopolystoma xenopodis, 270 nucleotides long. The record is from the annotation of a GenBank genome assembly. NCBI's taxonomy places the organism in Eukaryota, Metazoa, Platyhelminthes, Monogenea, Polystomatidea, Polystomatidae.